CUUUCCAUUCCUCUCCACACCACUUCUGUUUUGCUUCAUCUUCUAUCUUUUCUUUGCAAUAAUGGCUAAGAGUUCUCAAAUAUUCCCAAUAUUCAUUCUGAUUGUUCUAUUCAUAAUCCAUGUAGAGAAGUCACAACCCUUGACAUGUCCAGUGCCAUCUGAACUAACAGAUAAGCUUAAUGUCGAUCCUGCCGCCAUUGAAUCAGCUUCUACAGAUUACGGUAACAUAGUCCACGACAAACCAGCAGCUGUUCUUUACCCAUCAUCUGCACAAGAUAUCUCUAGUCUAAUACAAGCCUCUUUCAAUUGUUCUACCCCUUUUGGUAUAGCUGCUAGAGGCAAUGGCCAUUCUACGCGUGGUCAGGGAAUGGCUUAUAAUGGAGUGGUAAUCGACAUGAAUGUUUUGAGGGACAAUAGAAAUGGGACUGGGAUUAAUAUUUCUAAAGACCCUUUAUAUGUUGAUGUUGGAGGUGAGCAGCUGUGGGUUGAUGUGCUAAAUGCAACAGUGACUGAAGAUGUUGCACCUGUUUCAUGGACUGACUUCUUGGGUCUAACUGUUGGCGGCACUCUUUCUAAUGCUGGAAUUAGUGGCCAAACGUUUAGGUUUGGUCCUCAGAUCAGCAAUGUUCAUGAAAUGGAUGUUAUUACAGGAAAAGGAGAGUUUGUGACCUGCUCUGCAAACAAUAAUUCUGAGCUGUUCUAUGCUGUUUUGGGCGGUUUAGGCCAAUUUGGAAUUAUAACCAGAGCACGGAUUUCCUUAGGCCCCGCUUUCAAAAGGGCGGUAUGGGCACAAAUACUGUACAGCAAUUUCUCAGCUUUCACAAGGGACCAAGAACGUUUUAUUGCAGGCCAUGCAAAGAAAGAAGGAAAUGCGAUCAGUUACCUGGAAGGUGCACUUCUAUUGGACAAUGGUACCCCCAAUACUUGGAGAACUUCAUUUUUCCCAAAAUCUGACAUCCCAAGAAUUACAUCCUUAAUAAAACAACACGGCAUCCUCUACAGUCUUGAAAUUGCUAACAGCUUUGAUGAACUCACCAAUAAAGCUGUACAGGAGGAAAUGAAGGAUUUUAUUAAAGCACUUAGCUCCAAACCUGACUACAUCUACCAUACAAAUGUCUCUUAUUUAGAGUUCUUAAAUAGAGUUCAAAUCCCAGAUGAGCAAUCCCAAGCACAUCCAUGGCUAAAUCUCUUCAUACCAAAAUCGAACAUUUCAGACUUCAAUUCAGGCGUCUUCAGGGAUAUUGUUCUUCAACGUAAUAUCACUACAGGACCUGUCCUUUUCUACCCCAUGAUGCGAAACAAGUGGGAUAAUAGAAUGUCUGUAGCCAUACCAGAUGAAGACAUUUUCUACACUGCAGCACUAUUAUAUUCGAGUGGGCUUAAUGAAUGGCAAGUGUAUGAUGAUCAAAACAAGGAAAUUUUAGAAUUUUGUGAUAAAGCUGGUAUUCAGGGCAAGCAGUAUCUUCCAAAUUAUGCAACCAAAGAAGAAUGGACUAAACAAUUUGGCUCCAAUUGGACAACUUUUGAGCAAAGGAAAGCUUUGUUUGAUCCCAAAAUGAUCCUGUCACCAGGGCAAAGAAUAUUCAACACUAAUUAAUUAAUGUUUAAUUGUCUCUAGUGCUAGUACGAUUAUAUACUGAUAGAAAUAAAUUCUGGUUCCGUUUCUGUUU
This is a messenger RNA of Ricinus communis (castor bean), 1670 nucleotides long. RefSeq names its product cytokinin dehydrogenase 3. Bases 62 to 1597 code for a protein of 511 amino acids. Gene Ontology annotation, biological process: cytokinin metabolic process. The record is from RefSeq and is a predicted model, not a curated record. The transcript has 4 exons. NCBI's taxonomy places the organism in Eukaryota, Viridiplantae, Streptophyta, Magnoliopsida, Malpighiales, Euphorbiaceae. Gene Ontology annotation, molecular function: cytokinin dehydrogenase activity; FAD binding.